AUCAGUUAUGUGCAUGCGUGUGUGGGGGAGGAAAGACUGGCUGAGAACGCUAUGGCUGAAACAUUAAAACAGAAAGACUUUACCUGUUUAUUCUGCCUCUAGGCUUGGCGCUCAAUCCUGUCCUAACGGAUGCUCACAGAGAGAUGGUGAGAAAGGCACAGUGCAAUAAUCAGAGAGGGAAAAGAGAGCGCGAGAGAAAAAGAGAGAGUGUAGACGGCUGCUAAAAGCAAGAGAGGGAGCAGAGGAGGGUGAGAUAGAGAGCGAGAGCACGAGUACCAGAAAGACCGCGCACAUGAAGGUGAGGAGACGGAGAGAAGGAGGCUGUUUUAUGUGUGCUGCUCUGUGUGCAUGACUGAGGAGCAUAUCUGCCUGGACCGUUUCUCAUCUCAAGCCCCAGAGCUGGGAUCUGUGCUCCAGAGGCUGUACUGACUGAGGAACACAGGGACAGACAGACAGGGAGAGGCUAGGGGACUUGAAAGGGGGCUGUGCAGAGGAUGUGCAGGCUGCGUGGGAUCUGUUGUUUGCGUGAACACUGUCGCCAGACCCCUCUGUUUCACUCGACUGCUGUCGCAGGCCCCCCCUUAGCCCAGCAGCCAAAGGACAGCAGCAGUCUGUUGUAGAGAGAUGAGCUCCAAGCACUCUUCCGACUGGAUUCCCUACAGUACAUUGGAUGAUGAGGGCAGCAACCUCCGCCAACAGAAGCUAGACAGACAGCGAGCUCUUCUGGAACAGAAGCAGAAGAAGAAGAGGCAGGAGCCUCUAAUGGUGCAGUCCAAUGUUGACGGGCGGUCUCGUGCUCGCAGGACCAAGCAGUGUGAAGAGCAGGCUCCCCUGGUGGAGUCCUACCUCAGUAGCAACAGUAGCACCAUUUACCAUGUGCAAGAAGCUGAACAUGAGGAGGUGAAGAUGGUAGCAGAUAUCCAGGCUCCUCGCUCAGCCAAAAAGGGAAAAGCAUCAGCUAGCUCCACCCCACAGACAGGCAGCGGCAAAAAGGAGAGAAAGGGGAAGCACAAAGGACUUGAGGGGCCCACAUCCUUCCAGGAAGAGGGUCAGAUCCAGAUCCUGACGGUGGGUCACUCAUAUGUGGAGGAGGGGAAUGAGGGGAACACCGUGAUCAACGCUCAGCCACAGGGCAAACAGGACCUGAGAGUCACCAUGCUGAAGAAAGGUAUUUCUAGUAGUAUGAACUUUGAUGAGGAGGAGGAUGAUGACGAUGAAGUCAGUUCCAGUUCCUCCCAGCUCAACAGUAACACAAGACCAGGAUCUGCCACCAGCAAGAAGUCCUGCAAGGAGGCAGCCUCAGCCUCCACCCCUCCCAUCAACGACCCGGCCGUGGACGUGGACGACCUGGAGGAGUUCACCCUGAGGCCAGCCCCUCAGGGGGUUACCGUGAAGUGCAGGAUUACCAGAGACAAGAAGGGCAUGGACAGAGGCAUGUACCCUACCUACUAUCUGCACCUGGAGAGGGAGGAUGGAAAGAAGGUGUUCCUGUUAGCCGGAAGAAAGAGAAAGAAGAGCAAAACAUCUAAUUACCUCAUCUCCAUCGAUCCCACCGACUUGUCUCGAGGUGGGGAGAGUUUCAUUGGAAAGCUGAGGUCCAACCUGAUGGGGACCAAGUUUACAGUAUAUGACAGUGGACAGAACCCUGGGAAGACCACCUCCAGCCUAGAGGCAACUAACCUGCGGCAGGAGCUGGCAGCCAUCUGCUAUGAAACCAAUGUUUUAGGGUUCAAAGGACCUCGUAAAAUGAGUGUCAUUAUACCUGGAAUGAACAUGGACCAUGAGAGAGUCUCCAUCUGCCCGCGAAAUGACCAUGAGUCUUUGCUGGCGCGUUGGCAGAACAAGAGCACAGAGAGUGUAAUUGAGCUUCACAACAAGACCCCAGUGUGGAACGACGACACACAGUCCUACGUGCUCAACUUCCACGGCAGAGUCACUCAGGCCUCAGUCAAAAAUUUCCAGAUCAUCCAUGACAAUGACCCUGACUACAUCGUGAUGCAGUUUGGGCGAGUUGCAGAGGAUGUAUUCACGAUGGACUACAACUACCCUAUGUGUGCCCUCCAAGGCUUUGCCAUUGCUCUCUCCAGCUUUGACAGCAAGCUGGCCUGUGAGUAGCAGCCAUCCUCGCUCCCUUGCCCUCCUGAGAAGCCGCCUGCCCCUUAUUGAAGGCCUACUCAAUGGGCCUCCACUAGCCCUUCAGUCUCCUCACCAAGGGCUGCAGUUAAUCCCGGGUCACCUUGGAGACCCUACACUGUCUGAGAAUCCCACCUGGAAUUGUGCUGGAGCUGUGGAUGGAGGCUGUGGAGGCGCAAGUGCGUGCGUGCGUGCGUGUUGUGUGUAUUUGGCUGUGUCUCGAGCUGCCCCACACAACUCUUCCAGUCUCCAUUCUGGAUAUGGAUAUGUCAAGCAGCGGACAGGACAAGCACAAAGACUAAUCCAUUAGUCAUUGAAUCCUAAGGCUCAUUUUAAUAGGUUUUAAAUGACAUAUGUAAUAGUGAAUUCUGUUACAUUAUUUAUCUGUUGUGGAAUUCUAACAUUUCUUUAACCAUUAAUUACUUUUGGAUAAGUGUGACCUUUAAUGCUAACACUAACUAUUUUUCAUCUUCAAAUAUAAUUGGUUGAAAGAGUAAAUAAAUGAUUGCCUCCCACGAUUAGUUGGGGGAGGGGACUGUGGAUCGGUUCCUAUACGUACUUACAGGAUUGCAUACUUUCCGUGAUAUUUAAGACAGUGCUGGCCUGAUAGCGUUAUAACAAAUAAUUGAAAAUGCUAAUUUGCAAGAACAUGCCCCUCACCCCAUUGUACCAUAAGUCAUAAAAUUCAAUACAUAUUUUCCACCCUAAGGGCCCAUAUCAAUCAAUCAAAUUUAUUUUAUAAAAUCUUUUUAUAAAGUCCAUAAAGGCUGCAAUGAUGGGUUUUCUGCCAAUUAAAACACCUAAAAUAAUAAAUCUCCGUUAAAUUAAUCAUUUAAAGACAAAGGUCUAUGAAGACCUAAACAAAUUGGCCACCAUUGACCACUAAAAAACAAUGUGUGAAUGGUCUGGCAUAAAUGCAUGGCGUAAAUGCAUAUAAAUCAGUCUGGGAAAAUUUUUAUGUAACAUCCUUUGGGACACAUUGCAAAUACUGUCAAGACACUACAUAUAAAAGAACAUAAAUAUUGACCACACAGUGCUGCUAUAAUGGACACAAAUCUCUUGACCUGUCACUUAGUGACAAUUUGGCAGACAUGCUCAGGGAAGAUUUCUCUUUAACCAACACAAUUUCUCUGAUUGUGUCUCGAUUUUGACAACAUUUAGAUGAAUGACAUGUCUUUUACAAAAUUACACUGAUUAGCCCAGCAUAGCAGAGCAUUAUUCAUGGGGUUGGCAUGUUCACUCUUGCCUUGUUUAAUGAUAGACUGUAAACCAAUAGCUUAAAAUGUAAAACAUAUUUUAAGAUAAAACUAACUUAAUCGCCACUAAUUUUAAUAAUUUUAACAUCACAUAACAUCCACUCAUUUGCAUGUACUUAUAUUGUUUUCAUUAUUUAUACAUUUCAAUAUGUUGUUCGUAAAUUAGUCAAUAGCCUAUCCUUUGUUUCCACUCAUUUAAUCUUAGUUUUGGAGCCUGGAGCACACAACAUGAUUGAAGGGAUAAUCUGGCACACCUACACAUAGGA
Esox lucius (northern pike) is the source of this 3655-nucleotide messenger RNA. RefSeq names its product TUB bipartite transcription factor (gene tub). Gene Ontology annotation, biological process: protein localization to cilium. The transcript has 12 exons. The record is from RefSeq and is a predicted model, not a curated record. NCBI's taxonomy places the organism in Eukaryota, Metazoa, Chordata, Actinopteri, Esociformes, Esocidae. Gene Ontology annotation, cellular component: cilium. The coding region runs from base 625 to 2115 and encodes 496 amino acids.